Molecule: messenger RNA, 5167 nt
Organism: Podarcis lilfordi (Lilford's wall lizard)
Lineage: Eukaryota; Metazoa; Chordata; Lepidosauria; Squamata; Lacertidae
Source: the annotation of a GenBank genome assembly
AUGGCGCAUUCGCACUAUUUCCAAAUAAUUCUGGGAGCAGCUGGGAUGCUCUGGGUCUUGCUGGUCGGAGGGAUGCAUUUGCAAAGGCAGGAAAGUUUGGUGUUGAAAUCUCUGGGGCUCACGACCAGGCCCAGCCCCAGAUCCCCCCCUCCCGUGCCCCAUCUGCUCUGGAAGAUGUUCCACAAGAGAGCCAGCCUCUCUCCAGCUUCCCAGGAAGGGAGGACGCCUUGCUGGGUGGAAGAAUUCAGGGUUCCUGGCAAUAUCAUCCGAGUCUUCCCAGACCAAGGUACGUUGUUGGAAAGGUUUUGGGAGCUCUGUUGAAUUGAUGGGUUUUCUGGUUUGAGAUGGCCAUGAUUUUCUCCCUGAGGUUAGAAGAGGUGCAAUCCUGCACAGGUCUACUCAGAAGCAAGUCCCACUGAGGUCAUUUCAUAGCUUGCUUUUCUUCACCCAAUAAAACCAGAAAUGGAUUCUGCAUCCCCUAAAUUCUCCUAAAAUUCAUAAAAUCAGGCCAGUUUGGGGAAUAAAAGCAAUGUCAGUCCUACUCAGAGUAGACACGUUGAAAUUAUUGGGCAUGGCUAACCGAGGCUCAUUGGGUCUAUUCUGAGUAGAACUUAGUUCACCAGAGAGCAUAGUCCCAAGUCCAGGACAAAAACAAACUUUGUUUUGAUUGAUUUAGGGUUGUUGCUUUUUAAAUAACUACUCAUCAGGCCAGAGGUGUUGAAAGUAGUCUGCAAUUAUUAUAAAAGCUGCGCUUUGUCUCAGGCUUGACUCAAGGGGUUGGACUAGAUGAUCCUCAGGACCCCUUCCUGCCCUACAGUUCUAGGAUUCUAUGAAAUCACACUAAGAACAUCGCAGCUGAUCAUUCCUCUGUGGUAUUUCUACAGUUAUUCCCUUUCCUUAUUUCCCCCCUGGGGAUUUUUUAAAAAAGCAUUUUUACUGCAUUCUGUACAUCACCUUCAGACCCCUGUGUGGAAAGUGAUUAACAAAGAAAGAUAAAUAAAUUAGCAUGAGUUUGGAUUGGGCAAUAUUAUAAAUAAAGACUCAUAAGAAAACAAUAGCCAGCUGUUCACAAUAUGUUCAGUUUCAUAAGCACAACCUUAAAAUAAAGAGAGAUUCCUCCCCCCCCCCAGGCUUUACAAACCCCUUUGAUCUUUGCCCUUUAUCUCUCACAACCCCACAGGUAAUGGCAUCAAAUUUUUAGCCCAGGAUUCUUGAGAUGGUUGUAUUAACACUUGUAAUGGGCUGGAAGUUUGAUGUCCUGAUUUGUGAGCUAAAUCAGGAUAAAGGAUGAUCAGUGCAUUAUAAGUGUUCAUAGCAUCGUGGAGAUGGAAGGGACCCCAAAGGUCAUGUAGCUCAACCCCCUGCAAUGCAGGAAUCUCAGCUAAAGAGUCCAUGACAGAUGACCAUCAAAAGGGAUGGCCUCUUCCAUGUGACAGCCCUUGAGAUAUUGGAAGAUGGCUAUCUCCUGUUCGCCAGGCUAAACCUCCCCAACUCCCUCAACCAUUCCUCAUCAGGCUUGGUUUCCAGACCCUUGGUCAUCUUAGUUGUCCUCCUCUGCACAUAUUCCAUCUUGUCAAUAUCCUUCCUAAAUUGUGGUGCCCAGAACUGGACACAGGAUUCCAGGUGUGGUCUGACCAAGGCAGAACAGAGCAGUACUUUUACUUCCCUUUACCAGGACAUUAGACUGCUGUUGAUGUAGCCUUGAAUAGCAUUAAUUUUUUUGUUGCUGCUGCUGCUGCUGCAUCACCCUGUGGACUCAUGUUCAGCUUGUGGUCCACCAAGACCCAGAGAUCCUUUCCCCAUGUCCUGCUAGGAAGCUCGGUUUGCCCCAUCUUAUAUUUGUGCAGCUGGGUAUUCCUGCCUAAGUGCAGAACCUGACACUUAAUAUCCAGUUUAUCACUGAUUAAUUUUUCUCCACUAUUCCACCUUCCCAUUUUCUCCUUUAUAUCCCUAUUUUACACACACACAAUACCUGCCAACUUAGAUUUCACCUCAUGCCUAAUAUGAAAGUGUGCUAGAGUCCAUGAAAAGCUUAUUCCCUUACAAAUCUGAUAGCCUUCAAAGUGAUCUUUGCGUAUUUUGGUGCGUAUUUUGUGUAUGAGGCUAGUUGGAAUCCUACACAAACUUAAACUGGAAGUCCAGCUGAACUCAGCGGAGCUUACUUAUGAGUAGACAUACAAAGGAUUAAAUCCCCCUGGGCCCAGUUGAGCUUACUUCCAAGUAAAUUUUCUUAUGGGAUAGUGGCCUGGGGUUUGCCACAAGUUCUACUCAGAGUAGAGCAAUAGACAUGCUAAUAGGCUCAAUUAAGUUCUACUAAGAGCAAAUCUAUGCAGCCCAGUGAGCUUAGGUUAAUCAUGCCCAUUAAUUUCAAUUAUCAGUGCAACUCAUAUUGGAUUUAACCCUUUGUUUCCUCUUAACCAUUCCCCCUUCCUAAUUGGUUACUUUAUUAACUGGCUAAUCAAUUAAUCUCUGUCUUUUAAAUAGCUUAACUUGUUGACAAAUUACUAUUUUCUUGUGUGUUCAUUUACUGUUCUGUUUAUGUGCUUAUUCAUAAAAUGCAAGCCUGAUUUAAGCACAUACAUUUAUAGUAUAUAUAUAAGAAGUCAGGCAUGAUAAACUGCAAAGCUGAAAUGGUCCCCCCCCCCCCCCAGUCUUACUGAAGGAAAACUGCUCCAACUUUGCAGAUCGUUUGUAUGCAAAAAUAAAAAGGGCUUUGCUGGUGGCUGGGAAAUCCUUCUUCCCCGCCAGCAUUUGACCAUCUUUAGCAGAAGCUGCUCUGUGACCAGAUGCCUUGAAGGCCUGCUCUUCUCACCUCCUUUCCUCCAUCCACUGCAGAAACCAGAGCCUUGGCCUCUUCCCCCAUUCCUACACCUUGGUGAGACUUCUCACAGCCGGGCGAUAAUGGGCCUUCUCAACGCCUGUGAACUCAACUGUUCUUAAAGAUAUGUAGCUUUGGAUGUUUGGCUCUGCUCACUUGGGUGCCACAGAUGUUUCUUGGUGUGAACAGGCACAUCAGAACAUCUGAAGAGCCUGCAGGAUCAGGCCAAUGGACCAUCUAGUCCAGAGUGGGAGGGAGGCAGCCAUGUGUCUGAACACCAAUAUAUACAGUGAAAUGGGUUUUGAUACUCUUAGUAUCAAACCCACUUGGGCGGUAUUUAUUUAUUUUUAUUUAAUGCCUUAUAUAUUCCUGCCUUUUUCCUCCAAGGAGCUUGAGGUCUCUUUCCCCCUCCUCAUUUAAUCCCCCACAACAACCCCGGGAGAUGGGUUAGGCUAGGAGAGACCUUCAAGGCCACGCUCGGGGAGCUUUGAGGCCAAGGGGGAAUUUGAACCCUGGUCUCUCUGAGGUCCUAGUCUGAUGCUCUAACCACGACACCACUGGCUCUCCCUGCGCCAUGCAAUAGGGCUGUGUCAGGGACUGGCUGGACACAGAGGAAUGGUGGGAGGAACCAGCUGGGGGACCCUCAAGGGAAAAAGGUUCAGAGCCCAGGGAGUGGUGGUUAUAUGUCUGGGAAAACCUGGAUAUGUCCUCUUUUUUUGGGGGGUCAACAUGUCCCCCCUGGCUAAUUUUUACAUGUCAAGGGAAAUGUCUGGUUUGGUUUUUUUUAGUUAUUUUCAGAAGGGGUUUGGGGGGUGCACACGCAUGUUUGGGAGGGUGCUGUGACCCAGAAGCAGAAGGGCCAUGGCGGAGUGAGGCUGUUGCAGCAAAGAUCAGGUAGGAGCUGGGGUCCUGCCUCCGCUUGGGCUGCUGUGCAGGUGGCAGCCGCUGCCAGCCCAAGCUGGGGAAAGAGGUAUGUGGCCACAGUGGCUGUAGCCCCUGCACCAGCUCAGGCUGACCUGUUCUUCAGGACAUAGCAACCCUAGUGGUGGUGGGACAAUGUUGAGCGGACAGAGGGAGAAGACUGGGAACAGAUGUUGUCGGAAGAGGACAGGGCUUAGUGGGCUGGGAGAGUCUGUGGCAGAGAGCAGUCCAGACUCAGAGGCAGGAGCUGAAGCAGGAGAGGAGGGAGGCCAGGAGGCAGAGAGGGGAAGAGCCACGGGGGUCUCCCCCUCCUGCUGCGAGAAGCUCCCCUCCCCGCUGGUCUCCCAGAACCAGGAGAAGCAUGAAAAGGGCGGAGGAGAGGUUGGCUGCACGCAGGCCCAGUCUCAGAUUGUUUGAGGAAAACCCUGGAGACAGCUGUGGGGAGGAGGGACCUUUCGGUCUCAACAACUGAUUUUCAUGGAGUAAAACCACCAGGAAUGGGUUGCUGUACUCAUUAGGCCUAAUACUCCUGUGCAGAUCCUGUUUUUGCUAAUAAGGAGUACACAGUGUGAUUUACCGCUGGCUUGCUCUUGUCAAGCUGGUCCUUGCCUCAGCGUUGUUCCUCCUCUCCUAGGCAAAUUCAUCCACAGCGACAAGCCACGGAGUUGGCUGUGCCUCCAGAAGCGGCUGUACUUCAAUUUCUCCACCCUGGACAAAGGGGAGCAGGUGACGAUGGCGCAGCUGCAGAUCCGUUUCCGCCACAACCAGUACCAGGUCGCCAGUCCGGGCCACCCUUUGGAGCUGAGCCUGUACCAGGCCUCCCAGGCAGCUCUGCGAGGGAUGUCCUCGCACGCCUACAGCCGGAAGCUCUUGGCGGAGCAAAGCUUCAUCCAUCUCCACAAGUCCUUCGUCUUCAACCUGACCGAGGCAGCAAAGGUGUGGCAAAACCCUGCCCGGAACCUGGGCUUGCUGCUUGAAAUCGCCGGCGGGAAGCUGUGCUCCGGUGCAGAUUCCUUCCUUGACACCUCCCUCCUUGUGGUCUCCCUGGCGCACAGUCAGUGCAGGAGAACCCGGAGGCGGCGGAGCACCUACUACGUCCCGACGGCCGCCAGCAACGUCUGCAAGCCGCGACGGCUGUACAUCAGCUUCCGCGACGUUGGCUGGGAAGACUGGAUCAUCGCCCCCCAGGGUUACCUGGCGAACUACUGCCUGGGCGAGUGCCCCUUCCCACUGGCCGAAGACCUCAACAGCACCAACCACGCCAUUCUGCAGACAGUGGUGCACUCCCUCGACCCCGAAGGGACCCCCCAGCCCUGCUGCGUCCCUGUCCGCCUCUCGCCCAUCUCCAUCUUGUAUUACGACAACGACGACAACGUUGUGCUGAGGCACUAUGAGGACAUGGUGGUGGACGAAUGCGGGUGCCGGUAA